Leguminivora glycinivorella is the source of this 813-nucleotide messenger RNA. RefSeq names its product 39S ribosomal protein L50, mitochondrial (gene mRpL50). Lineage: Eukaryota; Metazoa; Arthropoda; Insecta; Lepidoptera; Tortricidae. Gene Ontology annotation, cellular component: mitochondrial large ribosomal subunit; mitochondrion. The transcript has 5 exons. Bases 138 to 704 code for a protein of 188 amino acids. The record is from RefSeq and is a predicted model, not a curated record.
AAAGGAACCUGUCAAAUGUUUUGCAAAAGAUGUUAAUUUGUUAAAUUAUUUAAAAUACCGUAUUUCUUUAAAUAAUAAUUAAUAUAAAUUUAAAUAUUUCACAACAUUUACAUAACAACUAUUAGUGUCUAGUCAAAAUGCUGCGAAAUGUUUUAUUACCUUUGUCACGUUCGAGUUUUCAGGUAAUGACGGUGCGGCAUAAACAGGUAAAAGUGCCUAAAGUCUCAAAGAAAUUGCAGUCAGCCGCAGAAUCACUAGCAGCCAGAGGAUUUCUCCGUCCCAACAAACCCUGGGAUCCACCGAGUGACAUCGAGCAGACUGUCUUAGAGAUCUGCACAGAGAACGGUUUAAGCACAGACUCAGAAUUCAUGUCAUUGAAAGUCAAGUUUACCGUUCUGAAUGCCUGCUUCCAGGAGACCGGGCAUAGUGUACCCAACUCUUUGCUGAAUAGUAUUGAGACUGUUGAGGACCUGCUAGAGUUCUAUAAGACCCCAGUGGAUACUAAAACACCAUUUGAUACAUUAAAGAAGAUGGACUUGCCCAAGAAUCUGCACGUGCAAGAAGACUAUGUCAGAUUCCAUCCUGACAAAGACACUCUCUUCAAUGGUCAGUCAGCGUUCCCAAAGAGUUCUACCAUUGUCUCCGGUUUGAAGACAAGGAAGAAGUACGAGGGAUACUCCGCUAAAAGAUCGUGGCCAAAUUAGUACCGUUAUUAUGUUAUAAUAUAAAUAAUCUAAUUAGAAGUAUGUGUUAGAUGUUUAAUAAAAAUGUUGAUAGAUUCAAAAUGUUUUAUUUUUUAUUUUUUUGGGACUA